Messenger RNA from Phoenix dactylifera (date palm), 870 nucleotides. RefSeq lists its product as uncharacterized. NCBI's taxonomy places the organism in Eukaryota, Viridiplantae, Streptophyta, Magnoliopsida, Arecales, Arecaceae. Gene Ontology annotation, molecular function: RNA binding. Gene Ontology annotation, cellular component: nucleus. The record is from RefSeq and is a predicted model, not a curated record.
CCCUUCGAGAGAGCGAGAACCGAGCUUUCUUCUUUCGCGCCCCUUCACCGGAGAGGAAGGAGAGAGAGAGAGAGAGAGAGAUGGAGCCGGUGAUGUUCGCGGAGGCGGCGAAGGACCCAACGGCGGCGGUGAAGGACCCAACGGCGGCGGCGGUGGCGCCGGGCAAGAAGAACCGCAUCCAGGUCUCCACCAACAAGAAGCCGCUCUACUUCUAUGUCAAUCUCGCCAAGAGGUACAUGCAGCAGCACAAUGAGAUCGAGCUCUCUGCGCUGGGAAUGGCUAUUGGCACUGUUGUUACUGUUGCUGAGAUACUGAAGAACAAUGGCCUGGCUACUGAGAAGAAGAUUCUGACAUCAACAGUUGGUACCAAAGAUGAGACCAAGGGCCGCCUUGUUCGGAAAGCCAAGAUUGAGAUACUGCUGGGGAAGACAGAGAACUCCAAUGAUGCUGUGACUGCUGCCAAUGUUGAUGACAACAAGGCUGCCAAUGUUGAUGACACCAAGGCUGCCAAUGAAGAUACUAAGGAAGAAAGUGUGGAAGAAACUAAGAAAGAAUCCAAGGAAGAAACCCAGUAAUGAUCAGGAAGCCGCAUCUCACCAUUUGUCCAUUCAUUCAUUCUUCUGUGUGCAGUGUCCGUAUCAGAUAUAGGGAUCUUUCCAGUCAGUGCUUCUGUCAUGGAUACUGAUAGCAUAGCAUACUGCAUUGCUUUUCAUUUCUUUUCAGUUUACUCUUUUCUAGCUGCUUGUGAUCAUGAGAUUCUGCUUCAGAUGUCUGUAUUUUUGAUGUUUAACUGAAACUCAUACUUUCUGAGAAUUGUAUCUGAUUUUACCCUCAAGACGAUUGGUGCUGACUGAUGGUUCCUGUAGAAAA